Molecule: messenger RNA, 3950 nt
Organism: Punica granatum (pomegranate)
Lineage: Eukaryota; Viridiplantae; Streptophyta; Magnoliopsida; Myrtales; Lythraceae
Source: RefSeq, a predicted model, not a curated record
GUUAGGGUUCGAAGAAGAAGACAGAGAGCGCCCCUGCCAGCGUCCCUGCACUCCUUGUCCUCUCAUACUGCCAUAGCCGAGAUUCCGAUUGUUGCCUCCCCCUUGUCCAUGCUCGUAGCCACCGUAGAAGCCACUAUUGCCUCCGUUCCCUCCGUUGCCCUUGCCUUUACCUCUGUUCUUCCCUUUUCCACCGUAGCUGCGAUUGUCAUUCUUUCCGCGACUGUCAGUGUAAUGCACUUCAGCCGGAGGUGAUCCAAGGAUUCCGGAGAGGGAGCCGGAGCCAAUUGUUGUGACUGCUGUGGGUAACAGCAUACGACCGCCGUUCUUCAGGCCCCAUGAGCAGUGAGGUCACCCCACUGUUGUUCCAGAAGAUCUUCCUGGGCAGCCGUCUGACUGAGAAAUGCCGUUUCCAGAGAACGCCAUGCUUCAUUAGAUGUCUUGGCAGAAAGGAUGGUAAACCCAAUUUCUUCGGUCACAGCUAGAAUAAUGCAGGUAUAUGCAUCCUCAGAUGCAUCUUUCUGCGAUUCCUGGGGUCAAUUGCUUGUCACGGAGAGUUUGCGGAUACUUCUCUUUAUGUCGGGAUUUCUCCACUUCCUGUGCUCUUGUUAAAUCUAUAGACUUGGUUGAAGAAAGCAACAACAGCUUGGACAAGGGUAACUACCUAGAGCUGCGCCAACGGAUGCGCAGUUUCGCUUCUUCUGGUGAUUUAAGCGGGGCAAUACAGACCUUUUAUUUGAUGAGAUAUGAGUUGGGGACCGCAACUGUUCACGAUUAUAAUGUUAUCAUAUCUUCCUAUCUGAAAUCGAGAAGUGGAAGUAUGGAUGGUUUAGCUGAAGUGUACGCGGGUAUGAAGAGAUUCGGGCCUUCUCCCAAUGCCUUGACCUUCACUAUGCUUUUCAAUGGGAUGCUAUCUUUUCGGUAUCUCAAAGAGGCAAUUUCCAUGCUCCGUGAGAUGCGCACAGCUGGUUUUGUACCGUCUUUUAGGUCUCUAACCAGAGCGCUUAAUAUGUCACUCAAGAAAGGGUGCUUAGUCAAUUCGAUUGAUGCACUCGAGCUAAUGUUGGGACUGAACUUCAUGCCUACUAAGAACUCUGUGCAUUCCUUGAUUUCUUUGAUGAUCAGUGAGGGAAGGUUUCAGCAGGCUUAUAACAUUCUCUCUGUUCUGUUCGCCAGGGGCUAUUUCUGCUCCGCCAAUAGCUUUAAUCUACUUUUGUGGGUCUUAUGUAAAUCGGGAUGCAGUUAUUCAGUUCUGGAGAUAUUUUGCUUGAUGAAGAAGAAAGGCAUUUUUCUGGACGUUCGCUCUUACACUGCUUUAAUUUAUGGUUUUAUCAAGGAAGGCUUACGUAAGGAAGCAUUUCAAUGUUUGGAUGAUAUGAGGGCUGAUGGAAAACAGCCCAAUGUGCGAACAUACACAGUGAUUGUGAAGUUUCUUUGUGACGAAGGAAAAGUUGAUGAAGCACUUUCCCUUUUGGCGCUGAUGGAUAAGGAAGGCUGUGAUGCUGAUCUCUAUGUUUACAACAUUAUUAUUCGGGAACUAUGUCUUAAAGACAGAUUUGCUGACCUUUCUGAAGUGUUUCAGAUUCUCAAUCAAAAGGGGUUUGUGCCUGAUUCCUACACAUUUUCUGCUUUGCUCGAUGGACUGUUAAAACUUGACAAGGUAGAAAUUGCUUACUGCCUAUUCCAUGAUUUGAUUUCUAACGAAUGCCCUGUGGAUGUUGUUGUGUACAAUAUAAUUCUGCACCAACUGUGCCAAGAGAAUAAAACCGAGGAAGCUUUAUCUCUGUUGAAGUUUAUGACUGAUAAAGGUUGCAUGCCAACUGAUGUUUCCUACAACAUCAUCUUGAAUGGGCUUUGCAAGGAGAACAGACUUGAUGAGGCCUUACAGACAUUGGACCAGUUAGAAUGGGCUGCCAGUGGACCUGAUGUGGUUUCUUUUAAUACAAUUCUGUCAGCAGCAUGUAAACAGGGUAACUCUUCAAUGAUUAGAAGGGCUUUAUACCGUAUGGAGUAUCAAGGUGUCAAGCUUGAUGUUGUAAGUUCAACAUGUUUGAUGCAGUAUUUCUGUAAUGUUGGGAAAUUUACAGAAUGUUUCAAGCUAUUAGAAUUGAUGAUGAGCAAUGGUCCUAGCCCCUCAACUGUUACCAUUAAUGUGCUCCUUCACCACCUUUGCAUGAACGGGAUGCUGGGAAAAGCUCGCCAAGUUCUAGACUUUGCUAGAAGUUAUGGGAUUGCCCCAUAUAUUACUUCGUAUAACAUUCUUAUGAAUGCUUCCUUAAGGGAAGGAAAUUUUUUACUGGUUGGUCAUAUUUUUCGGGAAAUUUAUAGCCAAAAUCUCCGGCCAGACAUUGUCACGUAUGGAUCUGUCAUUAGUGAUCUCUGCAGAAGGGGGGAGAUAACAGCUGCUCUGCAACUGAGAUUACAGAUGCUAAAAAAUGGGCUAGGGCCAGGCAUUGCAAUCUACAACACAUUAUUGGAGGCCCUUUUUCGGAGAGGGAAGUUCUGGGAUUUUAUAGCUUUGUUAAAGCAAAUGAACCUGGAAGGAUGUGAGCCUAAUGAGGUUACCCGAGAAAUUCUUAAUCGAGCAAAUUCAAGAGGGUGGACUAAAGGAGUCCCAAAGUUUGCAAAACUUUUAGAGUUCGUUAUCGGGAACCUGUAGGGAAGUGUAUCUCGUGGGUGAUAAGGUGUAGUUGCUCACAUAUUGCAUCCCUUUCAUGAAGCACUCCCUUCUACAUCAUGACUGGUGGAAGAAGAUCGACUUUGAUGAGCACCUUAUGAAGCUCAAUGGUGUUCAUGUUCUUUUUGUUUUGGGAGAUGGGGGCAGUUAUAAACAGGUGCGAUCUCGGGCAGCAGAUUCUGAUAAGGUAGUAGUUGCUCACAUAUUGUAUCCCCUUCCUGAAGCACUAAACCUUCUGCAUCAUGACGGGUGUGAUCUCGGGCAGCAGAUUCUGAUAGGGCAAAUCAAGGAGGCCCACUUGGACGUUUGUAUUAUCAGGAUGCUUCACCAACUACUGAAGGGGGAGGAUUGGAGAUGGAUGCAGGUUUUGUGAGGCAUACACUUGUCCAAUCAAUAUUUUCGGAGGCUGGAUUGGUUUACCGUGGAUCUUGAAUGUGAACAUUUGGUAAUGGAUGGUUGGAUACUUGAAUAGCAUACUGAAUAUGUUGUCUAUGCCAUUCACAGGAUUUUGGAUUGAUAUAAAGAGCAAAGGAAGGUGCUGUGUCUGUUGGGAGUUUGCCAACAAGUGAUAUAUUGGACGGCCGUUCUAUGAGUGGAUAUGUUGCUAAGCUGCUGUUUUUCAUCCACAUCUUAGGAUGUCAGCUGUGUGAACAGUUUUGACUGCUAUCAAGCUCACAUCAGUGCACUCUUUUGCUUCCUAAAGUGCAAUCUUGGUCCAGAAAAUUUACGUGCUGAGUAGUUUCUUCAGGUCUCCUACUUUGGCAUAUUGCAGCCAUUACUUGGCCACUACUUUGCAUGAGUAAAUGAUGAAUGGAGAAAGGGAUUUCAGGUUGAAACUACUCAAACAGAACAUCAUGUGUUCGAUCCAGCACUGUCUCUUGUUGCUGUCUCCACUACUGGAGAUGUUAAUGAUUACAAGGUUGUGCCGUUUCUGAGCGACGAUGUGAAAAAUAAAGACUGUCCUUGACAAUGGCAGGCUGUGUAAAAAAAAAAAAAAUCCGGGCUGCCUCUUGAAGAAGGCUGGAGAUGGCGCUGAAGAUAACAGACCGGGUAAAGUUAGCUGGUUCCCUCCUUUAGCGCGCGCUUGGGAUACGACAUCAGGACUAAAUUUUAUUCUGAAUUUAUUCACUGUAACAAUUGUUGAUUAUUCUCCCACAGGGCUCUUAAGUUCAACCCCCGAGUCGUCUGUUUUCCUACUGGUUUAGAGGCUAUCUAUUCUUUUGUACCAUUAAUUAUAAUUAUAUUUAUUGUAUCAACUGAAGUUUUUAUUUUUUAA